Molecule: messenger RNA, 2139 nt
Organism: Cucurbitaria berberidis CBS 394.84
Lineage: Eukaryota; Fungi; Ascomycota; Dothideomycetes; Pleosporales; Cucurbitariaceae
Exons: 3
Coding region: 1-2139 (712 amino acids)
Molecular function (GO): protein binding
Source: RefSeq, a predicted model, not a curated record
AUGGCGCUCAUACAUCAAUUACCAAUUGACCACAGCUUAUUUAUCACAACACCAAACGCGAUACAGUAUCGCUCUCAGCUCAUCGACAAGUCCCUCUUCGAAUGCGAAACCGCGAGCGGCAUCGUCAACGCGUGUGCGUCGAAAGACAAUAGUGGCCUCACAUCGGUUCAAGCGUACUCCAUCCCAGCAGCGGAACUCUUGCCCUCGCUGCCGUCACAUCCAUCACCACCAAACACUAUCGCAGUAUCAUGCAAUGGCGACGUACUGCUAUCAGCCUCGCCUGAUCCGCCGAUGAUAUAUCUUCAUGACAGAAGAUGGGGAGGCAGCGCGCCAGUCAACUUUCAACCUAUAGAUGCCCAUUCGCCUAUCAAUUGCGCCGUGUUUCAUUCUUCUGACGGCCUCGAAUCGCUAUCUCAUACGAGUUUUGUGUUGGGCUUCCAGGAUGGCAGUUUGGCCAUGUAUCGACUCCUCGUUCCACCCCUUUCGAAGUAUCAUAAAGGCUCGCACACGCACCGUUUCCAACCUCAACCACUGAGGGUUGGCGCACUGAAGAAGCUGCACAAGGCGGCAAUGGGAGGCAUAACAGCAGCAGCGCUCAUCCCAGGCUACAAGUCGCGUGUGGUCAGUAUCGGGCAAGAUGGACGCUGCCGACUCCAUGUCUCCGGUCCAGCGAUUUGUGUAUCCGUCGUAUCAGACAGAUCUAUUUCAUCGAAUAUUAGGAAUGAAAAGGUGUUGCUGCUACGUGGUGAGGCAACAGAAGAUGCUGGUCAGGUCUACGAAGGCUUGGAGACACUCAUCGCGAUCGGUACACAAGCUGGGAAGGUUCUGGUGUUCAACGUUCUUGGCUUACUCAUAUAUGAGAUAGCCAUGGGCGUGCCAAUUGUCAACGUCGAGUGGGUCGGCGAUAUGUCCGCACCGUCGGUCCUGCCAAACCGUAAAUUUUCGUUGUCGCCUGAGCCACGUCCGGUGACGGACAGGCUAUCGAAGGAGAUUGAGGUUCUUACUGAUGAAGAAAGUGGCACCGUAAUGAAGACAGCAUCGCCGUUCAAGCGAGUUGGAGAAUUUCAAGCGAUCCCGACUGCAUACACGCGAGACUUGUUCACCAACGAUCUUCCACAGCGCAUGUCACGUCAAUCCACUCGAAAGCGAUCAGAUGCUUCGAGCGGCUCACCGCUACAAGUCAACAGGACCCACGAGCGACCGAGAAGAAAGUCGCUGAUACGACCGCGCAUCGCAACAGAAACAUUUGAGUCACCUGUGGCAGCACCCCGUCUUCCUAUGUCUAACAGCAGAGCAAAAUCAUCCUCACUUUCUGCACCACCAUUACAAGAAAGUCGUAGGUGGCCACAAGUACACCAAGCACCGAAUGUGCCACCAUCAUCCAAAGCACGUCGCCUCUCUGCCUCUUAUGCAUCUUUUUCGUCUCAGGGUUCUGUCUCCGACCAAGAAUUCUUCACACCUCCUUCUACACAGCGAGACAAGGGCAAGACACCCCAGCGGUGUGUGAGCCAGCAAGCAUCAGUCACUGCGUCAAAGAGCUCAGCACGUUUUCCACCACCACUUCGUUCUGUUUCUCCGGAUCCGUCAAAUAUACCAAGCAGACUCAAUCUUCGCCCAGCCUCGCAGACCUUCAAUCCUACGUUUGGUACAAAUCAAGCAGAACGCAGCGCGGGUCCCUCUAUCCCUGCCCCAAAGACUCCGCAACGUCACGUCACCAUCGAUGCCCCAGGUUCUUCAUCGUCUCUUGAUAGCCUGUAUUCUCGCCCAACGUCGCGUGUGGUGAAGGAAGCUUCACGAAGACGGUCCUCGAUAAUCUCAACAAGGACACCACAGCUCACCCGACCCAUGACCCAAAGAUCUGAUAGUUCACCGAAAUAUUUAGAUGGAGAAAUGGAUGAACCAAAACCAAAGUCUGCAUCUAGAGCAAGACCAGCUUUAAUUAAGACGUCCAGACGGGACUUCAGCUAUGAGUCCGGUCAGCGAUUCGAAAUGGGAAGACGAGAGCGGGUUUUUACUAGUGUUGAUGAGAUGCAGCAGCUGCGAGACAAUACAGAGAUGUUGAGGGACGACAUGCAGGCGUUACGAGAAGAAUUCCGGGCAUUAAAAGAUGUGUUGCUGGGCUGGAGGGCGGGGGAAUAA